Pipistrellus kuhlii (Kuhl's pipistrelle) is the source of this 2021-nucleotide messenger RNA. RefSeq names its product apolipoprotein L6-like. NCBI's taxonomy places the organism in Eukaryota, Metazoa, Chordata, Mammalia, Chiroptera, Vespertilionidae. Gene Ontology annotation, biological process: lipoprotein metabolic process; lipid transport. Gene Ontology annotation, cellular component: extracellular region; membrane. Gene Ontology annotation, molecular function: lipid binding. Bases 791 to 1909 code for a protein of 372 amino acids. The transcript is spliced from 6 exons. The record is from RefSeq and is a predicted model, not a curated record.
GGUACAUACCUGUGCUAUAUUCCCAGUGUGGGGUGUGCAGGAUGUUUCUAUCUCUCUCUCCCUCUUCCUUCCUCUCUUGAAAUCAAUAAAAAUAUAUUUUAAAAAAAUUUUUUUGAGAAAAGUAUAGAUUCCCAUACAGAGAGAUCCCACAUACCUCCCUUUACCCACUUCCCCAUCAGCAAUGGCUUACAGAACUCUAUCACAACUAAGAAGUGGAUGUGGACACAAACCACUUCCUCACAUCUCACCAGCUCUCCUCCACUCAUUUGUGUGUGCGUGCAUGUAGCUCUAUGAAACUUUUCAGACAUGCAGAUCUGUGUGGUCGUGGUCACAGUUAAUCUGCAGAAGUUCCAUCAUGAGAACCCCUUGUGCUACCGUUUCCUGAAUGCAGCCACCUCCCUGGCCUGCUACCCCUUGGCUCAUCCUGUAGGUUUAACUUUCUAAGCCUCUGCUUCCGCUGCAAUCACUUGUAAGUAGUGCAUGUAGUUGGAUAUUGCCUUCUGACCCAAUCGAAGACUCUUUUUCUUUAAUAGAGGAUUUGUAUCCUGUUCAUAAUUAGGAAAAAAUGCAGAAACUACUGUCCUGCAACAUUUAUGGAGAGAGGCAGUGUCCUUGUGACCUUACAGGUGAGGAAAGGGAAACUGAGAGCAGUGAGUUUCCUUGAAAUCACAGAACUGGUGAGAGACGGAGGCAGGCUGUGAUCCAUUUAACCACACUCACUCUAUACUAAUGCCAAGGUCAGCCUUUUCCUCCCGCAGCGUGAGACACAUCAGCCAGACGCCCCAUCACUAUGAAUUUGGAAAAGACCCGAGAGAUCAUUUCCGACGUGGCAACUACAGAGACAUGUCCAGUCUUCGAAGUGGCCGCAGUGGCUGCCGCAGGGUUUGCUGCAGGUGCCGCUUUCACUUUCCUUGGGACACAGACACCCCGUGUCAUCCCCAGCAAAAUCCAACCUUUCUGUGGAAUCCACGAGUCCGCGCCAGUCGAGGCCCCACAGCUGUGGUCCUUUCAAGUCUCAGGUGAAGAUGUAGAGCAACAAGAUGGCGGUCUCUCCCCUGAAGAAUUAAAAUUUCUGAAAGAGUUCCCCAUGAUGAAAGCGGAACUAGAAGCAGUCAUCAAAAAGCAACGUGCCAUCGCAGAUGACAUUGACAAAACCCACAAAAAAUUCACCCAGACCAACCUGGUGACCGACUCCAUCGCUGUGGUCUCCGGGACCAUGAACUUCCUGGGGCUGGCCCUCGCUCCGGUCACAGCCGGAGGAAGCCUGAUGCUUUCUGCUGCUGGACAAGGCUUGGGGGCAGUGGCCGGGGCCACCAGCCUGGCGACCAGCGUUUUGGAAUACCGUCACAAUAAACAAGCCCAAGCUCAGGUCAGCAGCGAAGUGUCUGACUCUGACCAAAAGGUCAAGGAGGCUGUCAGCUGUAUCAGGGUUGGAAAGACUGUCUAUUGCUUUGGGAAAACCAUCGAGAAAAUUGAGAACAACAUGCGGGCCUUGGAGUUAGUCAGAGCCUACCCGCUCCUGGCUGAGGCCGCAGAGCAGCUCCUCCUCACUGGCCAAGCCUCUGCCCGGACGACCAAGAUUGUGAGGAGGGCCUUCAGAGGCACCCCGCUGGCGAUGGGGACUAAAGCUCUCUUGAAGCACGGCGCCUUGGCUGGCCUCUUCCUCGGCAUGGACAUGAGCAGCCUCGAGAAGGACUGGAAGCAGCUGAAGGAGGGAGCCAAGACCGAGGAGGCGGACCAGCUGAGGGCCCAGGCUGAGGAGUGGGAGAGAAAGCUGGCAGUACUCACCCAGCUCUAUGAGCACCUGCAGGAACUCAUCUUCCAAGGAAAAAGAAGGCUUUGCGAUUUUGCCUCAGCCCCCAGCCAAACAAGGGGAAGCAGGCCCCGGGCCACAGCAAUGGCUGGAUAGGAUCCUUUGUCUGCACACAGAGGGACUGGAACCUGCUCCACCAGAUUCCAUCCGGGAAGGGAGAGGCCCUGUCAUCCCCAAGACCAUCCCCCCACCCCCAACCCCCCACCCC